AUGGCAGACGGUAUCGAUCGCAAAGCUGAGGAGAGGAUGGAGUUCUCAACCUCCAAGGAUGUGACCGUCGUUCCCACCUUCUCUGAUAUGCACUUGAAAGAGAAUCUUCUCCGCGGUAUCUACGCUUAUGGAUACGAAUCGCCUUCGGCUGUUCAAUCUCGUGCCAUCGUUCAAAUCUGCAAAGGUCGCGACACCAUCGCCCAGGCGCAAUCAGGAACGGGUAAGACAGCUACAUUUUCGAUCAGCAUGCUUCAGGUUAUCGACACGGCUGUUCGCGAAACACAGGCUCUUGUACUAUCGCCAACUCGAGAGCUUGCAACUCAGAUCCAGUCGGUUGUUAUGGCUCUUGGAGAUUACAUGAAUGUCCAAUGCCACGCUUGCAUUGGAGGCACAAACGUGGGUGAGGAUAUUCGAAAACUCGAGUAUGGACAACACAUUGUCUCUGGGACGCCAGGUCGGGUUGCUGAUAUGAUUCGCCGUCGAAAUCUUCGAACUCGGCAUAUCAAGAUGCUAGUUCUUGACGAGGCUGAUGAACUGCUUAACCGUGGUUUCAGAGAGCAAAUUUACGAUGUGUACCGAUACCUACCUCCUGCAACUCAAGUGGUGGUCGUGUCUGCUACACUCCCAUACGAUGUACUCGAUAUGACCACGAAAUUCAUGACCGACCCUGUACGCAUUCUGGUUAAGCGUGAUGAAUUGACUCUGGAAGGCUUGAAGCAGUACUUCAUUGCAGUCGAAAAGGAGGACUGGAAAUUUGAUACCCUUUGCGAUCUUUAUGAUACUCUUACCAUCACCCAGGCCGUUAUUUUCUGUAACACACGCAGAAAGGUCGAUUGGCUAACGGAUAAGAUGCGUGAGGCCAACUUCACAGUAUCUUCAAUGCACGGAGAAAUGCCACAGAAGGAGCGAGAUAGCAUCAUGCAGGACUUCCGUCAAGGGAACUCGAGAGUUUUGAUCUCUACCGAUGUCUGGGCUCGUGGUAUCGAUGUUCAGCAGGUAUCGCUGGUCAUCAACUAUGACUUGCCAAGCAACCGUGAGAACUACAUCCAUCGCAUUGGUCGAAGUGGUAGAUUUGGACGGAAGGGUGUUGCAAUCAACUUCGUGACGAGCGAGGAUGUCAGAAUCCUACGCGAUAUUGAAUUGUACUAUUCAACUCAAAUUGACGAGAUGCCAAUGAAUGUUGCUGAUCUCCUGUCGUAA
Molecule: messenger RNA, 1200 nt
Organism: Venustampulla echinocandica
Lineage: Eukaryota; Fungi; Ascomycota; Leotiomycetes; Helotiales; Pleuroascaceae
Product: Eukaryotic initiation factor 4A-12
Exons: 3
Coding region: 1-1200 (399 amino acids)
Cellular component (GO): catalytic step 2 spliceosome; nucleolus
Molecular function (GO): mRNA binding; ATP binding; RNA helicase activity
Source: RefSeq, a predicted model, not a curated record